This is a messenger RNA of Echinops telfairi (small Madagascar hedgehog), 3452 nucleotides long. It is a transcript of the gene SRRM1, whose product is annotated as serine and arginine repetitive matrix 1. The record is from RefSeq and is a predicted model, not a curated record. The transcript has 18 exons. Gene Ontology annotation, cellular component: spliceosomal complex. NCBI's taxonomy places the organism in Eukaryota, Metazoa, Chordata, Mammalia, Afrosoricida, Tenrecidae. Bases 88 to 2502 code for a protein of 804 amino acids. Gene Ontology annotation, molecular function: RNA binding. Gene Ontology annotation, biological process: mRNA processing; regulation of mRNA splicing, via spliceosome.
UCAGCUUUGACUCGGCGGAGCCCGCCCUCCGUCGCGGCGGCGCGGUGCAUCUUGGGACAGGGAGCGAUCUCCGAGCGAGGCAGCAAGAUGGACGCGGGAUUCUUCCGCGGAACAAGUGCCGAACAGGAUAAUCGGUUCAGCAACAAACAGAAGAAGCUACUGAAACAGCUGAAAUUUGCAGAAUGCCUAGAAAAAAAGCCUUGGAUAACAAAACGAGUAACAGAAAUCCUUGGAUUUGAAGAUGAUGUUGUUAUUGAAUUUAUAUUCAACCAGCUGGAAGUGAAGAAUCCAGAUUCCAAAAUGAUGCAAAUCAACCUGACUGGGUUUUUGAAUGGAAAAAAUGCUAGAGAGUUUAUGGGAGAACUGUGUAUGAAAAAGCAAGAUGAAGACAAAGAUAAAAGAGAUAAAGAAGAAAAAGAAAGUAGCAGAGAAAAAAGGGAGAGGUCUCGAAGUCCAAGAAGAACCAAGAGUCGGAGUCCUUCCCCUGCUCCCGAAAAGAAGGAGAAAACUCCAGAACUCCCAGAGCCUUCCGUGAAAAUAAGAGAACCUUCAGUACAAGAGGCCACUUCCACUAGUGAUAUCCUGAAAGUUCCCAAGCCAGAACCUGUGCUAGAACUUAAAGAACCUUCUCCAGAAAAAAAUUCUAAAAAAGAGAAGGAGAAGGAGAAGACUCGGCCAAGAUCUCGAUCUCGUUCCAAAUCUAGGUCCCGGACACGUUCUCGUUCUCCUUCGCACACUAGACCUAGACGACGUCAUAGGUCCCGGUCGAGAUCAUACUCCCCUAGAAGGCGGCCCAGCCCCAGACGACGGCCAUCUCCUCGAAGAAGAACUCCGCCGAGACGAAUGCCGCCUCCGCCACGGCACAGAAGGAGCAGGUCUCCAGUGAGACGAAGACGGCGGUCGUCGGCCUCCCUGUCGGGGAGUAGUUCUUCGUCCUCCUCAUCUCGCUCCCGGUCGCCGCCAAAGAAGCCACCCAAGAGGGCCUCCAGCCCCCCUCGAAAAACUCGGAGGCUGUCUCCUUCGGCGAGUCCUCCAAGGCGCCGACACCGACCGUCCCCUCCAGCAAGUCCACCACCAAAAACGCGUCACUCCCCAGCACCCCAACAGUCAAACCGCACCAGGAAAGGUCGGGGUUCUGUGUCUCCCGGGAGAACUUCAGGUAAAGUGACAAAACAUAAAGUAGCCGAAAAAAGAGAGUCCCCUUCACCAGCACCCAAGCCUAGAAAAGUGGAGCUAUCGGAAUCGGAAGAAGAUAAAGGUGGCAAAACGGCAGCAGCAGAUUCUGUGCAGCAAAGACGCCAGUACAGACGACAAAACCAGCAGUCUUCCUCUGACUCUGGCUCUUCCUCUUCCUCUGAAGAGGAGCGACCCAAGAGGUCCCACGUGAAGAACGGAGAAGUAGGCAGGCGACGCAGACGUUCUCCGUCCCGGAGUGCCUCUCCAUCCCCACGGAAACGUCAGAAGGAGACUUCCCCUCGGAUGCAGAUGGGAAAGAGAUGGCAAUCGCCAAUGACUAAAAGUGGUAGACGAAGGAGAAGCCCCUCCCCGCCACCCACCAGAAGACGGCGAUCCCCUUCUCCUGCUCCUCCUCCUCCUCCACCUCCUCCUCCUCCUCCUCGGCGACGCAGGUCUCCCACCCCACCGCCCAGGCGAAGGACUCCUUCCCCUCCCCCCCGCCGGCGCUCCCCAUCCCCAAGAAGAUACUCCCCUCCCAUCCAGAGAAGAUACUCUCCCUCUCCGCCUCCAAGAAGAAGAACGGCCUCGCCCCCACCCCCGCCCAAGCGCAGGGUCUCUCCAUCCCCCCCUCCCAAGCGCAGGCUCUCCCAUUCUCCACCCACCAAGAGACGCUCACCUUCAUUAUCAUCCAAGCAUAGGAAAGGGUCUUCCCCAAGCCGCUCUGCCCGCGAGGCCCGAUCACCCCAACCAACCAAACGACAUUCACCCUCACCACCACGGCCUCGAGCUCCACAGACCACCUCAAGUCCGCCCCCUGUUCGCAGAGGUGCAUCAUCAUCCCCACCAAGACGGCAGUCCCCGUCGCCAAGUCUCAGACCCAUUAGGAGAGUCUCCAGGACCCCGGAACCUAAGAAGACACCUGUCCAGUCUCAGUCACCCUCUACUAACUGGUCACCAGCGGUACCGGUCAAAAAGGCUAAGAGCCCAACACCAAGCCUAUCACCGGCAAGGAAUUCGGACCAAGAAGGAGGCGGGAAGAAAAAGAAGAAAAAGAAGGAUAAGAAACACAAAAAGGAUAAGAAGCACAAGAAACACAAAAAACACAAGAAGGAAAAGGCUGUGGCUGCAGCCACAGCAGCUGCUGCCACUCCCGUAGCCACUGCAGCCCCUGCAACCACGUGCACACAAGAAGAGCCAGAGGCCGGGCCGCAGCCCAAGAAGGAGACUGAAAGCGAAGCGGAAGACAACCUGGACGACUUAGAAAAGCACCUGCGGGAAAAGGCGCUGAGGUCCAUGCGGAAGGCUCAAGUGUCCCCACAGUCUUAGACGGGAGGGAGUGUUUGUUACGAUGUAAAUUUUAUUUGGUUUGUACGCAAUUCAAUUUCAAAAUUGCUAAAAUGUGUUUGAGCUUUAGACUAUAACAUUUGUUAUAAUAAUUGCUAGGUUGAAGUUCACCAUGUAAAAAAAGGGGGGCAUGGAUUUACAUUGCAAAAGGUGUCCACAGUGUAUUAGUGACAUUCUUUCAUCGACAGCUGACAUCAAUUCAUUUAGAGUGAAAGAUUUUAAGCCAAAAAAAAAAGAAAAAUCCCUUUUUUAAAAAAGGGGGUUUAAAUAUGGUUGGCAUUCUUCCGGUUUCUUUUAAUCAGUGCCUCUGGCAAUUUCAGAGGCGUUUUUCUUUUUCUUUUUUUUUUUUAAGCUUUUGUCAUUGAAGUCUUAGCGCCCAUUUAAGUUAUACUCUGACCUUAUGAUUUGUAAGCUUGCCCAGAAAUAAGACCACUGUUGAACGACGGCAAAAGUAUAAAUGAACAUUUGAUGCCACGAUCUUUCCUGUUGCCUGUGGAGUCUCUGCUGAAAUGAAUCCGGAUUAGAGCUCUAGAAAGAGACAGAAAACAAAAGCAUGUUAUCUGCCAGGACACUGGGUUUAUAUUGAUGUGUGACAAUUUGAUUUGGAACACUGGAAUUUGAUUCUAUUCUGGUUUUUGUUUUGUUUUUCCCUCCUCUUUUAUAAAGACAAUUAACUAGUCCCAGGAAGGAUCCUUCAAGCUAUGUAAAAUUUUGUUUUUUGAAUGUCAUAGUUUUGUCUUGUUCUUCCAAUUUGGCAUACAGUAUACAGUUUUCAGAGCUCUUGCAUUUGGAAGGCUGGAAGGGCCCAGACUUUGAAAUAGUGUUUGUUUCCACUGUUUCUCUUGUUUUCGUUUUUCAAGUUUUUUGUUUUUUAAACUAAAGCUAUAUAAAGCUUGUGGAUUAAACAGAAUAAAUUUCUAAAUUUAAAAAUG